Molecule: messenger RNA, 1825 nt
Organism: Prosopis cineraria
Lineage: Eukaryota; Viridiplantae; Streptophyta; Magnoliopsida; Fabales; Fabaceae
Product: UPF0161 protein At3g09310
Exons: 4
Coding region: 1048-1527 (159 amino acids)
Source: RefSeq, a predicted model, not a curated record
UAAUUACUUACUUACACACCUAAAAUCACAAUGGAGUCAGCUCAAUGAUUUACCUAAGCAGAAAGAAAAGUUAAUUAGACUCCUCUAGAUUGACACCUAUAUUAUCUUUUAUUACUAUUUAUAGAUCAUGGUACAUAAUUAUUAACAAUAACCGAUAAGAGGAUGACUUAAAAAAGUGAAAAUGACAAUGCCCUUUUCAUUAGUCAUGUAAAACCACUAAUACUUUUGAGUGAAUACGUCAGUUUUACAUCUGUACAGCACUUAAAAGUUGUGUAUGGAGGAUCGACAAUUCUUGGUCCAAGAAAAAACGAAAGAAAAUAAACUAAACAAAUUAAAUUUAAAAUAUAUGUUAUAAAUAAAAGACAACAAAUCAUUUGGGAUUCGUUUAUUAGAUCUUUGGGUUAUAUUAAACCAAUAUCUAAAGAAUUGUGGUUUAUGAGUAGUGAAUGAGGAUUAAAGAGAUAAAAAUGAUAUAUAAUAUUGAAAAUUUUAAAUCCAUACAUGCCAAGAUUUCUGCAUAAUCUUUUGGGCAAAAGAGCAAUAUAUCCUCAGUCAAAUAGCACCAAAAACUCCAAAUGUGCAAUUUAUCCUUUGAACUCUUGAAUUCAUAUCAAUUUCUUGUAAUGUUAAGUAGAAAAUAAAAAAUAACUAUUCUAUGGUGAUGGUGAGCCCACUGAUUUGUCCGCCUGUCUAGACUAUUAGAAAGUAAUCGUUGUUAUUUUAAAGAGGGUGUUAUGAAUUCAAAAAUUAAAAAAAUAAAUUAUAUAAUAAAUGAGUUUAAAAUUUCUAAUGUUACUCCCCUUAUAAUUUAUCAGGUAAGUUGUUCUUUCAACUUUUUUUUUCCCCCAAAAACUUAUAAUAUUAUAGGAUAUAGGAUAUCGUUUGGGAGAUCCAUUAGUCAAACUCGAAAUUUUCCAUUAAAAAAAAAAGAUGGAAAAUCUAAAACGCAGAAAAAGAACCGUCGACUCGUCGUUUUGGCCUGAACGUCGAGCGGCCCGAGACAGCUAAUAUGGGAUAUUUGCAGCAGCGCAUACGGCGGAGCGUGAAAUGGCCGCUAUCGUUCUAUCUCUGAACUGUCUUGCGUCCAUCCCUUCCACCCCAAUUUCCCCCCAAUUCCCUAGCUCUAAUUUCAGUUCCCUCAAGAACAAGACCGAUCAACGGCACACUUAUAGGAUUUCGAUAUCGUUAAAAUCCCUAAAUCAUUCCAGCCCUGUGGUUCAUGGACUGGAGAAAGAUUCAAACCCAGAAACUACCCAAGAUAGCGAGGCGAACAAUUUAGGAGUUACAGCUGCGCUAUCAAUGCUGAGAUUCUACAAAAGGGAAAUUUCACCAAUCUUGCCAAAGAGCUGUCGAUAUGUUCCAACUUGCAGUGAGUAUUCCAUGGAAGCUUAUAAGAAAUAUGGAGUUGUGAAGGGUACAGCCUUGACAGCAUGGCGUAUAUGUCGUUGCAAUCCCCUUGGUGGGUCUGGUUAUGAUCCUCCGAGAUGGUUUGAUGAGACUAAACCACUUGAAGAUUUCGAUGAUUGAUCUCAGGUUGGUAGCAUGUAAGGAUCUUUUAUAGUUUUUAACUAUAAAUUUUUUUGGGGGUAAAAUUUGAAUUGUGACACAGCAAUAUUAUGUAUGUAAUCCUUCCUGACAAUCUUUUUUUUUUUUUUGAACUUUUACAAAAGCCUUACAACCAAAAAGGGAAGAGAGGAUCCAUACUCGAUUAACAAUAAAUUGAUCUUGUUUAUACGGUGGUUAUUGCUUAUCUUAAUGACUAUUACCUACUUAUUAUCGGUAAGUUUUGGACAGCUUCAUGUGAAAUUAUAGUUUUCUUUCUUUC